Molecule: messenger RNA, 2133 nt
Organism: Anolis carolinensis (green anole)
Lineage: Eukaryota; Metazoa; Chordata; Lepidosauria; Squamata; Anolidae
Gene: nkx3-1
Product: NK3 homeobox 1
Exons: 2
Coding region: 75-671 (198 amino acids)
Biological process (GO): regulation of transcription by RNA polymerase II; cell differentiation
Cellular component (GO): nucleus
Molecular function (GO): DNA-binding transcription factor activity, RNA polymerase II-specific; RNA polymerase II cis-regulatory region sequence-specific DNA binding
Source: RefSeq, a predicted model, not a curated record
GUCCGCACGGCAGGCUCCGUCGCGCUCCCCGCGGGAGGGACAUUAGCGGGCAGCGCCACCUGCCGGACGCGCUCAUGACCGCAGCCGGGCCCCGCCAUGGAGAGGCUGGCGGAUCCCGCUCCAAGCCGCUCACCUCUUUCCUCAUCCAGGACAUCCUGUGCCUCGGGGGCCAUCGAGCCGGGCUUGGGUGUCCCCCCGAGGAAGACGGCAGAGCGGGUGCCCCCCUUGAAGCCGCCCCCGAAGCUCGGGAGGCAUCGGAGAGCCACGCUCCAGAUCCUCCUGUGGAAACCCCCGGGAACUCUCCCAGGUCCUACCCGCGGCCUCCGAAGCAGCAGAAGCGCUCACGGGCGGCCUUUUCCCACUCGCAGGUCAUCGAACUGGAGCGGAAGUUCAGCCACCAGAAGUACCUGUCUGCCCCGGAGCGCUCUCACUUGGCCCGCCACCUCAAACUCACCGAAACCCAAGUGAAAAUCUGGUUCCAGAACCGAAGGUAUAAGACCAAGCGGAAGCAGCUGGCCUCGGAGCUCGGCGGGUUUGAGAAAAACUCUGCCAUCCCAACAUACAAAGACACCACCUUCUCCCGAGCAGCCUUGGCCCUGUCGGUGUACCACAGCUACCAAUACCAUCCUUAUUUAUACUGUCUCAAUGGCUGGACUCCUGUUUUUUGGUAACUCAUCUUGAACAACCGAUUAGACUCGAAAAGAUCAGUGAUCGCCAUCCAAGUUGCUUUGCAUCCAUGCUGUGCCCAUCUAGAACUCUAAGUUACAAAAUUUGAAAUUCUGUUCCUGCUUUGAAAGUAUUUUUCCUGUUUAAUUGUGCAAAGUGAUUGUUCUUACUUUGAAAGUACAGUAGAGUCUCACUUAUCCAAGCUAAACGGGCCAGCAGAAGCUUGGAUAAGCGAAUAUCUUGGAUAAUAAGGAGGGAUUAAGGAAAAUCCUAUUAAACAUUAAAUUAGGUUAUGAUUUUACAAAUUAAGUACCAAAACAUCAUGUUAUACAACAAAUUUGACAAAAAAAGUAGUUCAAAACGCAGUAGUGUUAUGUUGUAAUUACUGUAUUUACGAAUUUAGCACCAAAAUAUCAUGAUGUAUUGAAAACAUUGACUACAAAAAUAGCUUGGAUUAGCCAGAGGCUUGGAUAAGCGAGGCUUGGAUAAGUGAGACUCUACUGUAGUUGUUCUACUUCAGAAACUUCAUUUUUGUGUCACAAACUAUGUUGAAUCGUUUGAGACUCAAUGAGAUAUUCAUUAAAAAAACUAGAGCAAAAUGUACUGCAGAAUAUCCCUCCUGCAAAAACCAACUUUCCCCAUGUUUUUGUGAUAGAAUCAAUUCAGAAACAACAUUUAUAAGCCAGGAACAAAAAUAAUCUUACACAGUUUAAUUGGCACAAUCCUUUUCCCUCUUCUGCCUUGGACUCACAGAUUCGAACCGCCAACCUUUAGGCCAGGAACCCAACCUUUAGGUCAGCAGUUCAGCAGGCCCAAGGAUUUAAUCCACCGUGCCACUGCGGUGGCUUCAGGAUCAGAUCCUGGAAUAUUUAGGGCAGUGUAGGAGUGAGUGCCCACUGUUAGCUCCAGCUUCUGCCAACCUAGCAGUUCAAAAACAUGCCAAUGUGAGUAGAUCAAUAGGUACCGCUCCAGCAGGAGGGUAACAGUGCUCCAUGCAGUCAUGCUGGCCACAUGACCUUGGAGGUGUCUACUGACAACGCUGGUUCUUCGGCUUAGAAAUGGAGAUGAGCACCAAUCCCCAGAGUCAGACAAGACUGGACUUAAAGUCAUGGGAAACCUUUACCUUUACCUUUUAGAAGGGGCUAUGGAGUCAUAUAAUGCAGUUCAACUUAGUUAAACUGUAUUAUGAAACAGCAUUGUAUGGGGCCCAAAAGCAUUCCCACACCUUUAAGCUGAACUGAACUUGCUGAGCCAUACUGUAUUGUUUUGUUUGUUUGUUACAUAAAUGUUUACUAAAAGAUUGCCAACUGAUCAGGGUUGGGUUUUUAUUUUUGGUUGAUUAAUCCCUUACCUUUGGAUCAAUCAAUUUAAAUCAAAAUGCCUGUUUAUAGUGCCCACAUCUCAACAAAAGUGCCUUCUUUGGCUGUUGAAACGUGUUGCCAUUGAAUAAAUGAUUUUGUACUUUCA